Pocillopora meandrina is the source of this 603-nucleotide messenger RNA. The record is from the annotation of a GenBank genome assembly. NCBI's taxonomy places the organism in Eukaryota, Metazoa, Cnidaria, Anthozoa, Scleractinia, Pocilloporidae.
AUGCUCCCCAACUGGCUGCGCAGAAACGCAGAGUGGAACUGUGGCUACGAGGGAAAUGAUUUGAAUCUCGUCGUCCUACAAGAUUCCUCCGACUGGGAGAACAUAUUCCGAGUUCGUCUAAUUCCCGCUGGCGUGAUGUGUAAUGAAGAAGACAUUACUGUCAAGAUGAGAGUCGGUGUCGUUUUGCCCGAGCCUCAGAGGCCCCGGGACCCCAUGUCCUACAUGAUAUCCGACGGGGACUUUUCUGUGGGAAUUCAGCUCUUGGAUCCCAACCACGAUUACGCCACACUUGGUCCUUACCGAGCUGUUGAAGGUGAGUCCGCCAGAGCCAAGCUGCGAAAUCCUAAUGUAGAUGUCGCGGCGACUGUUAGAUCCACUUCAAGGAAUAACCCAGACCAGUUUGAGCUAUCUUUCAAGCCCAGCGAGCUCUUUGGAUCUGCGUACUGUGCCAUAGAUGAUGGCCACAAGAUUGUGGCCCAGUAUUCCGAUACCUUACAGUUGAGUCGGGGACUGACCUUUGAGUUGUAUCGUUUUAAAAGCACUGAAAGGUAUACCAUCAACUACAUUGAAAUCACCGUGUACAAGGAUUCACAGAAGAUUUGA